AUGGGGCCCCCGGGCAAUAGGGGAUCAUGGGGCCCCUGUGUCCUUACCCCAAACUCAAAAAAGCCUAUGAAAAAGGUGCCAGGGGCAUCUCAUGGGGCCCCCUACUGACCCCAGGCCCUUUAAAUGCCAUUCAUUGCAUUUUUGCAUUGCAAAAGGGUACCGAUUGCAUUAUCUGACAUAUGGCUGGACCAGGGGCGGACUGACAACUCAUGGGGCCCCCGGCAAUAGGGGAUCAUAGGGCCCCUGUGUUCUUGCCCAAACUCAAAAAAGCCUAUGAAAAAGGUACCAGGGGCAUCUCAUGGGGCCCCCUACUGACCCCGGGCCCUCGGGCAGUGCCCGAGUUUCUAAAUGGUCAGUCCGCCCCUGGGCUGGACAUCAUGAGAAAAACUACAAAUCUGUACAUGAAAUACUCUCCUGAAAUU
Messenger RNA from Staurois parvus, 422 nucleotides. Lineage: Eukaryota; Metazoa; Chordata; Amphibia; Anura; Ranidae. The record is from the annotation of a GenBank genome assembly.